Molecule: messenger RNA, 4298 nt
Organism: Gigantopelta aegis
Lineage: Eukaryota; Metazoa; Mollusca; Gastropoda; Neomphalida; Peltospiridae
Product: DEAD-box ATP-dependent RNA helicase 37-like
Biological process (GO): gamete generation; cell differentiation
Cellular component (GO): P granule; nucleus
Molecular function (GO): zinc ion binding; RNA binding; RNA helicase activity
Source: RefSeq, a predicted model, not a curated record
CUACCAGUGGCGGGAAAGAAGACAUAAACGUCAUUCUGGAGAAGGGAGGUUGACGAGAGAGACAUUUAUUUUAGUUAACAGCAAGAUGGGUGACGACUGUGAUAGUGGCACGACACAAUCGAGCACCAGUGGAUUUGGCGGUCGUGGAUUUGGUCGUGGUAUAUUGGGCAGAGUGGCCGCACCAGGUGGUCUUGCCAAUGGAUUCGGCAGCUCAGCAGAACCAAAGAAAUUUGGGUCCCGAGGUCGCGGAGGUCUAGCAAACAAGGAGAAUGUAGACAAUUCAGAGGAAGUGAAGCCAGGUUUUGGCAGCAAACCAUCGUUUGGCAGUGGGGGUGGUUUUGGGUCUAAGAGAGGCGGGUUUGGCGGCGGAGGUGGUGGUGGUGGUUUCGGAGGACGUUCAGAACAGAGCGACAAUUCGAGUGACUCUAGGCCCACCCGUGGUGGAGGUCGAGGUGGUUUCGGAAACCAGAGUGCAAGCAGUGCCAAUGACGAUUGGAACAAUUCAGAAAGUUCCGAAUCCAAACCAAGUAGAGGAUUUGGUGGAAGCAGGGGAGGAUUCGGUGGUGGUGGUGGUGGUGGACGAGGGGGAUUUGGUGGGGGUGGGGGAGACGGAGACAGUUCAGACUCAAAACCAAGUCGGGGAUUUGGAGGCAACAGAGGAUUUGGAGGGGGAAGCCGAGGAUUUGGUUCAAGAAAUGACAGCGGUGGUGAUAAUGCCCCACGUGGCGGUGGUUUCGGUCAGAGAUCUGGUGGAGAGGGUGGGAGUCGGGCGUGUCACAAGUGUGGAGAGGAGGGCCACUUCAGUCGCGAGUGUCCCAGUGCAGACAGUUCAGGUGGUGGUAGAGCGUGUUAUAAAUGUGGUGAAGAAGGCCACAUGGCUAGAGACUGUCCCACUGCUGGAGGCAGUGGUGGAGGAAGGGCUUGUUACAAGUGUGGUGAGGAGGGACAUAUGGCACGGGAGUGUCCUAAUCCAGAAAGCUCGGGAGGACGAAGUGGUGGUGGAGGAGGAGGAAAGUGUUACAAGUGUAAUGAGGAAGGACACAUUGCUCGGGACUGUCCCAGUGCAACCCAAGCUGACGGUGAACGCCCAGCUCCCUACAUUCCACCUGCUCCGACAGAAGAUGAAUCUGAAAUCUUCAAGUCCAUCGAGAAGGGCAUAAACUUUGACAAGUAUGACUCGAUCUCCGUUGAAGUCAGUGGGAGAGAUCCGGUCGGUUUCAUCAGUAGUUUUGAAGAAGGUGGACUUUUCCCAGCAUUCCUGAGAAACGUGAAACGGGCCAACUACGAGAAGCCGACGCCGGUGCAGAAAUAUGCCAUACCAAUUAUAGGAGCUGGACGAGAUCUGAUGGCUUGUGCACAGACCGGGUCAGGAAAGACGGCUGCCUUCUUGUUACCCGUACUGACUGCCAUGGUGAACCAAGGACUACAGUCGAGCGCGUUUUCCCCAGUACAGUACCCACAGGCUGUGAUUGUGGCACCGACUCGCGAACUUGCUUGUCAGAUCUAUAUGGAUGCCAGGAAGUUCGCACACAACACAGACAUCCGGCCGGUGGUGGUGUACGGUGGAACAUCUCUCGGUUACCAGAUCAGAGAAGUGGAGAAGGGCGCUCAUAUGGUGGUUGGAACGCCAGGUCGAUUGUUAGAUAUGAUCAACAAACAAAAGAUUUCACUAGAAAAGGUGAGCUUCUUGAUCCUUGAUGAAGCUGACCGAAUGCUGGACAUGGGUUUUGAGCCAGAGAUCCGUAAGAUGGUGGAGACCAUGGGGAUGCCCUUGAAGACGGCUCGUCAGACGCUGAUGUUCAGCGCAACCUUCCCCGAGGAGAUUCAGAAGCUGGCCGGCGACUUCCUCAACGACUACCUGUUUGUCACAGUCGGCAGAGUGGGCGGGGCCAACACGGACGUGGAACAGAACGUCUUUGAAGUGGACCGUAUGCAGAAGAGAGACAAGCUGUGUGCAAUUCUGUCGGACACUGGUUCAGACAAGACCCUGGUGUUUGUUGAGCAGAAGAGAAAUGCUGAUUUCCUUGCUAGUUACUUGAGCCAGUCGGGUUUUCCCACAACCAGCAUUCAUGGCGAUCGUCAGCAGAGAGAAAGGGAGGAAGCCCUCAGAGAUUUUAAGCGGGGGACUGCACCCAUUCUGAUAGCCACGUCGGUGGCUGCACGAGGUCUGGACAUUCCAAAUGUAAAACAUGUUAUAAACUAUGACCUGCCAUCAUCCAUAGAUGAGUACGUUCACAGGAUAGGCCGAACUGGGCGCUGUGGAAAUCUGGGGAAAGCCACAAGUUUCUACACACAUGACCAAGAUGCUCCGUUGGUAAAAAGUCUCGUCAGAAUCCUAACAGAGGCAAAUCAAAUUGUUCCCGAGUGGCUGGAAGUGUAUGGACUCAACAGUGGUGGCAUGCUUGAUUCAUCAUCAAGUGCAUUUGGUGGAAAAUAUGGUGGCAAGGACAUUCGUAGAGGAAAGUUCAAUUCUGGAGGUAAAGGAGGCGCGACUGGGAACGCCUGGGAAGACAGCUGGGGAGGAGGCGACGCGGCCGUGAAUGGGAGUGGCGAUGCAGAAGAGUGGGACUAAAUAACAGUGGAAAUAAAUAAAAAAAAUAGCAUAUUGUAAUGGAACAUUUUCAAAAUGACUUUCUUGCACGUGCUAAAUUUCUGUGCUGUAAUUUGUGCUAAUUUUGGCUUCCCACUUCACUAAGGUAAUGGGUUUUAAAAUACACUAUAACAAUGACUGAAUGAACAUUUAUUAAACUGCAGUACUGAUCUCGGUUGAUGACGACUUGGUAAGUAUGUUGGUGGCACACAAAAGUAAAGAUUUGGGAGGUUUAGGGUUUGAGUAAACCUGGUGGGCAGUCUGAGAGACGAGAGAGAGAGGGAAUAUGUGGAACUUUGUCGUUGAUUUGAGUGUGGAGAUCAAUACUGGAGUACCAUACUGUUAAAACAAAUGGAGAAACGGAUGCGGUGAAUUAGCCUGUUCAUCUUCAAAACAACGAUGAUUUUGCCAAACGGAAACAAAAUGUUUACUCAUGGGUAAAAUCUUAUGGCUGGAUCUUGAAUACAAGAAUAGUGCAAGUGGUCCUUUUUUCCAGAAGACUUGUUAGUAACUGACCAAUAAACAUGCACAAAUGGACUAUAUACAGAAAAUAUUUAUGCGAGUUCACAGAUCUUUCAUUUUGAUGGUUAACCAAGAAAACGCAGUAUUAUGGAAGUAUUUUGGAGAGAGAAAAAAAACAGAAAAAAAAAGUGUCAAGUGUUUUGUUCACUUGUAGUGAGCAUAUUAGUGUAGCCUCUGUCCUUUGACCAAUCCAACUUGGUGAACUUAACUAGAAACCAGAGUUUCAGCUGGUAUAGCUCUCGAGGUCAUUGGAACAUGCAAGCUACCACCACAAGGAAUGUACUGGGAGGUAGUUAAAUAAAAUAAAAAACUGUGGAUUUGAAAGGCACUCGCAGAUGUUUGCAAUAUUUUAUAACCAAAAUGAAGGAGAAAAAGUGCUGUGAUAAUAAAAAAUAAAAAACAUUUCUUAUGGGCAUUAUUGAAGUUCUCAGGGACCAGUGAAGUGUGCAAGUGAUAUUCCAUACGGUCAUCAUCAUUUCAUCGUUUGUCUCAUCACCCGGGAAAGACUUUAAAACCAGGAUCAACCCAUCCGUCCAUCAAGAUUGUUCAUACAGGGUAGAUAAAACCUCGUUUUUGUGUUCCGAUGUUUCUGUGGACAAGAUUAAUGCAGUUGAAGAGGGGGCACUCUUGAUACAAACGAAAAUGUGCCAAAUGUAUUUUCAGUCGUCAUCUUACCGGGCAGGUGUGAGUCAAGCAGGUUUUUGGCCAUGUGGCCGUUUCAUGUUUUUAGUUGGUGCUAGAACCCUUUGAGAUGCAAGUUCACUAGCUUUGUGCGAAAACUUCAUAUUGUUUCGUUUUUUCGAGAAGUUUUCUAAUUUAGCUUAAUGCUCUUGCAGGCAAGAAUUUUUGUUUGAUAUAUUCACAUCUUGAAUUUAAGUAAUCUUCAGUUAAACCCAAUUUGUGAACUUUAAAUGUAUAUAUUUGUGGUUUCCAAAUCUUGAUUCAGUGUGAAAAAAACAACAUUUAAACAAUUUUUGGUUACAAUUAUUUUAAUUUUAUUCAGUUUCUUUAACAACAGGGAAAAUAGCUAUCUGCAGUUAAUUAUUUUUAAGGCCUAUUGUAGAGCAUUCUUAGUGGAUUUGCAUCUUAAAUGGUUGUUUGUACUUUUUAAUUCAUUCAUGCACUAGUAGUGCUUUGUUUUGUUAUAUAAACAUGUUUUUAAUAAAAACUAUAUUUCUUUAAAAAA